AUGGGCUCCCUCGCCGGCCUCCUCCAGUCGCGGAGGGGGUGGAGUUGCUGGCGCAGGCUGCGCUCGCCUUCCUUCCGCUUUCCCAACUCGCCCGCCGCCGCGCACCUGAAGAGAGCCGCGCUGUGGCCGGGCUGCCUCCGGGGCAUGGAGGAAGGAGUGGACGAGGACGAGAAGCAGAAGCAGGAGCCGCCGCCGCCACCACCACCGCCGCGCGUCUCCACCAGCUACCGGGCCAUCCAGCGUGUCGGCAUUGCGGUGGAUGAGACCAACGUCCUGCCGGGGGCUCUGCAGCUGAUCCGAAAGCUGAGACCACAAUGGGAGACCGAGCGAGUUAAGACCAAGGUACCGAACGCCAGAAGAGCACGGAGUUUUCUGGCCAACGAAAGAAAGAAAGAAAGAAACCCAAACACUCUCUCUCCUCGGGGUAGCUGGGGGUGUGACGCUUGGGUUUGGAGGGGAGUCAUUCAGGAGGGGCGUCUGGGGCGGAAGGCUUGGCACAAAGGGCACUUCAGCCCCCAGCCUGAAUUUGGAACAUUCAACAGGUCGAGGCUGGUUUGGGGAUGAGAACCAUUCGGUAGUAGGAUGGAGCCGGCAUUGUUCUCUCUUAUGGGUAACAAGAUCAUUUGAUGGAGGUUAGCCCUUGCCAGAACCACCCCAACGCUGCCUUAUUAUAGUCACCUCACCCUUUCCGUGCAUGGUUCUGGGUCAAGCAAGAAUUAGAAUCCUUGUCAAUAGUUUGGAGUACUGAAGGAGGCGCUUAAUCCACAUGGAUCCCAAGGCUGCAGUCUUGAAUCUGUCAUUCUGUCCUUCCUGGUUUCUAAACACAAGGUGGAACUUCCCUUGCCCCUCAAAAAAUGCUCUGAGUGGUUGUAAUGAAUUGGUCCCCAAGUGACACGCCCUGUACUCAGAGCAUUUCUUUCUUGUUUUGAGCCUUGAAGACCACUUAGUGAGAGGCUCAUGCAGGAGGCAGUGGGUGAUCCAGUGCUUGGAGCAGAGGGAUCUGGCAGUCUCUGUCUGUGUCUGCCCAGGCCAAGGAAAUUCUGACUCAGUUUUCACAUCUGUAAUUCAGAAAUGGAAUGAAUUGCCCUGUUUCCCAGUUGUGGGGCAUGACUCCAUAGGUGGAAAAGACAAUCCUACAAAGCCCCAGGGCAUGGCUAGGUAUAAACAUUUGGCAAGCUUCCCUUUGCAUUACAAUAUAGGCUGAGAUGAACUCAAAUGGGAUUCCUGCAAGAAGCCCCUGGCCCUUUAACAGCUUUGAGAUUCCCCCCAACAGGAGAGCCUGUAAAUAAUAAAAUUCCUGAAGGAAUUCCACUGGAGUUCACGCCAGCCUAUAUUGUAAUGCAAACAUUUAGCUUCCAAAAAUAUUCAUAGGUAGCCAUUCACUGGUUUUGUAUUUUUUUCCAGGUGGAAAAAAUAUUUACCCUACCAUUUCCUGUUUAUGCUCUGUUGGUGUUCAGGGGAACACACAGUCCCUGGCUCAAAGGAUAUAAUGGUGCAUGCUUGCUCCAUGUCCAGAAGUGCAACUUUGUUCAGGUGAACCUAAUGACUCCCAUCACUUUUCCUGGUGUUUCCCUGAAUAAAAUUGGGAUGCUGGGCAAUCUGCUCUGGUGAAAAUGGGAGAGCUGUGUUCAUUUCAUUUGACACACCUUCUGAAGAAGCAGGGCAAUACCUCACUAACAUCAUGCUCUGGAUUAUCUGGUGUGCUUUCAUGAGGGCUUUGAUCAUCCCCCAAUCUCUUAGGCAAGGAGUUUACGUACUUCAAAGUGUGUUUGCACCUGUCUUUUCAAAAGAAGAGGAGUUUAUUCCCAUAUUCCUGAAGUGUAGUUGAAUGUCAUGGUUGUACCCCUGCUUCAGUGAAGCACAGAGAAACUCUGUUACUCUUUGCUUUGCCUUUCUGCUGAGAAGAAAAUUAGCAGCUAUUCAGUAUUCCCUUGUGUAGCGUAAGGGAGGAUCUUUCUGCCAAACUGUUUCUGCCCGAGGGUGAGGCAGAAGAGUGAGAGCCAGUGUCAUGUAGUGGUUAGAGUAUUGUGUUUCCAGGACCUGGGGGACCAAACUUCAAAUCCCCACUUAGCCCUAAAGCUCACUGGGUUAUCUUGUGCUACUCACUGUCUCUCAGCUUAACCAACCUUACAGGGUUGUUGUGAGGCUGAGCUCCUUGGAGGAAAGGUGGGAUAUAAAGGCAAUAAAUAAAAUAAGCUAUAUUCAGCACUUUGCUUUCUAUCUUUCAAGUAGUGGCAGGCAAACUCACUUUGGAAUUGUGCCUAGCCAAUUGAGGCAUUUCCCAGCUCAGUUCCAGAACUGUAAAGACACCCCCCCACACACAAUCCAUGAGUCCCUGAAUUCUGCCCCACUAGCCCUUCCCUUUCAAUCCAUCUGGUGGCAAUAGUCAUAAGCUGCAAGUCUUGCUGAGAGGCCUCCAUUUCCCAAUAUACUUGGGACAUGGGCUGUUGUUGUUACUGCAUUCACAAUGCCAUGGGGCUGGAAGAGACACACCCUUUGUAUAUUGUAAUCUGAGCUGAAGAAGAAUUGUGUGUGUUUAUGUGAAUCAUGCCCACUUUGCAAAUGACAUGAGCAUUUGAAUCUGAACAGUUUCAUAUCCUGGACCAGGUCAUUGCAAACUUCCAGGAUGUCCCUGCUAACUUUCUGGCAUCUGACUGGAAAGAGAUCUUAACUAUCACUCUGGCUUCCUGCCCUAAUAUAAUAUCAAAAAGAAAUUGGGUAAUGUGUUUUUUGGUCUUCCGCCUUUUUGACAUAAUUUUGCUAGUGGUUUCAUGGCAGAUUCUGACAUGCAGUUGCUCUUCAUUGCAGCCCCCACGGCCCCACCCAUUCUAAGACUAUGGUUUGCAUAUGGACUUAAUGCAGGCAUCAUGGCUCAGUGUCAAGCAAGCUUUCCUCCUUUGCUUUCCCCCUUCAUUCCUCUCCUCCAACACACCUUUGCUUAAUAUCCAGUCUAAAGGAAGAGUUUUGAUUGGCUCAGAAGCUAGCAUUUUAUUUUGUUGACACAUUUUGUGUCUCAGUAAAGAGAUAUUUGAAUUUUUCUCUCCCAAAGAGGCAGUUUAACCCUUUGCCAUGCAUGCUAACCUUUCCCUUUGCUGAGGGCUUGUUUGGUGGCUUUCUGUUUGAGAAAAGCUUAUAUAUUUGACAUACAGAAGAUUGGCAAAUGGCACUCCAGGAGGCGACAUCAUCAUCCACGCUGUGCAAUGAGCGCUGAGGUUUCAUCCCUGCUUUGCUACACCACUGUUGAGGGAGCUGAUUAGAGAACCAGUGUAGUAUCCACUGGGGGAACCUUGAACCUGUCUCUCAGCUUAGCCUACCUCUCAAAGUUGUUGUGAGGGAGGAAAUGGAGCUAGGAGGAGCUGUGGCUCCUUCCUUCUGCUCCUUGGAGGAGAAGCGGGGUAUAAAUAAAGGAAGGAAAUAAAUACCAAUUAAAAGAAAAUUCACCAAGAUGCAAAUGGGUGCAGACAUCCAGAUUUACUAUUACUGCCUCUGAGGCUCUGCAGGGCAGCAGAGGAAGCACUGCAGCUGCAGCCCCAGCCACUUAUGGCAUCAGAAGGGGGGCGCAGGCAGAUUGAGCCUGAUCCCUGUGCCAGCUCCAGACUGGCACAGUAAUCAGGCCCUGUGGUGGUUGGUGCAAGCUGUGAGAGCUUGGGAUCAAACCAAUCUUAGGUUGGCUAAGUCACACCCUGUCCAUUUGGGGGCCUUUUGCUAGUGUCCACUGGUAGGAAUACCACUGACACGCUUUCUGCCCUCCUGCCCAUUUGGCAGGUUGGCAUCACUCUGUCAGCAGUAGCUGGAGGGAGGCCAGCUGAGCAGGCAGAAGCAGGGAGAGGGAUUUUCCUCUCAAUUCAGACCCCCAAACAGUUGCAUUGCCGCCUAAUAUUCAGCCCCGUAUUGGUGAAAGAGUGCAAUGAGCACCAAUUCCAUCCAUAAAGGGCUCAAAGGCAAUCUGUGCAGGCCAUUCCCUUCUCUGUGUGCCCCUCAAAAAGGAUAAGGUAACCUCAAAUGUGUGUCUGGAGGGUUCCCACAAAUGGAAAUGGUAACGUGGGUUUGAAAGGAAGAGAGACGGAUCUGUUAUAUUUGUUUGCAUGCCCAAUUUGGCCGGGUGCCUUCAGCAAGCAGAUUCCCAGGAAGUGUGGGGAGUCAGUGACAGAAGGAUCAUUACAAAUUUAUAAAUUGUCAAGUGUAAUCAAACAGAAAAAGCUGUGUGGAAAUGAAUGGUAAAGGUCAUCCGCAAACAGCCGGGAAAGAAUGAGGCUUCAAAUGAGGCUGCAAGAUCUCUGGGGCAGAGAUUCCAUCUGUAUGUUAUAGGGCUGCUCAGUUUAUAGGGGAAGGGGCAUAGGAGCCCAACCCCCUUAUGUGACAGUCCUCUUAGGGACUGUUUUGGAAAACUACAAGGGAGCCUUACUUUGGCUGAAAUUAGCAAAUGGAGCUUGAGGAUAUUUCCUGUAUUUUCCUCCAUAAUUUGAGCUUUGUGCUUGACAUACCUGUAUACAUAGCACACCCAGAUCCUGACAUCCAAAGCAGUGCUAGGCAACUUGUUCCCUUAGCACAAGGAUUUAUGCUUGCACAAUGGAACUUUCUCCCCUUUCCCCCCUCUUGAUGUCCCCUAAAUCUGUUCUGGGGUUGCUCCCAAACCCUCUGUGGCAGAUUUGGGGAGGGCAGGAGGCACAUGUAGGGGGAGGAGAGCGGAAGUUCCAUUGCACAAGUGUAAAUCUUGGUGCUGAUGGAAAGAGUUCAUUGGAUGUUACCCAUGAUCUCGCCUCGUCACACCUAGGAUAUGUUGAAGGGACUGGAGGAGUGCCCCUGCUGCAAGCUGCUCCAUAGUUUUGGGUUGCUGGGAAAGGGUUUUGCCCACUCCCUCAUCUUGGGGAAAGCAGUGUGGAACCAGAUUUCUGCUUCUACUUACCUGCAUCUCUGACUGACCACAGUUCUUGCUUCAUCAAGCUUCGGAGGAGGAACAGGUUUGCAAAAGUCCCUCCCCUUGCUUGCCCUUCCGGCCAUCGCUCAUACCACUGCCAUGGGUGGUACAGCAUGCUAGGCCCACUUCUCCAGAUCUGGCCCAGUGCUAUGGCACCAGCGAGGACCCUAAAGAUACUGGGGGGGGGUGCAAGUUACACAAUGAAGUGGAUCCUAUUUGCAGAGGGUUAUUGAGGAUUAACCAUUAAGCAGCUAAAAUUCACACCAUGGAAUGCAAGGAAAGUGUUGUGGGGAUAAGUGCCAGUAAUCCUAUUAAGGUCCACAGGAAAUAUCCUUCAUAAGCUUUAUAGCAAAAAUAAAGAAUAAAAAUUGAAAGCACAACCAAAGUUCAUGUCAUCAGCAUGGAGGUAACAUAGAAAUACAGUUGCAAAAAUAUAUGGAGAGGUGGCUGCUUGAGGCAUUCUUUUGGCAAGGAACUGCUCUCCCCUUCCUCCACCCUGAUCUUUUUAGGUGGAAACUGCCACUGCUUCCCAAUAAUGAUCAGACUUAAGGUCUUCCCAACUUAGCCCAGCUCCCUUCUCCUGGCUGAAGCCCUGCCUAUUUCUUAGCAUCCUGGGAUGUGCAGAAGACACAAGCAACUUUUCAUGUAUUGUGUGUCUGAGGACUGACUGAGCCCAGGAAAGAUAUGAAAACAGGUCAAACCUUUAUGAGCUUGGAUCAAGGUGAACCCAGAUCCCUGUGCACAGUUCACUAAGGCCAAAGCAGAUGCAUGUAUAGAUGUGCUGAAGGUACUGAGGAUCUAAUGCUGCCCUGUUAGAAAUGACCUCAUGAGCAUGUACAAAGGAGCACAGAGGACACACACAAGUCCAAGAGCUUGUUUUUUGAGCCUGGGAAAAGGGAGAAUUCCAUAUGCUGAGGCAGGCAGCCAAGCGCCAGAGAGAAGGCAAAACAAAACCCUCUGUCCAUCUGUGAGGAGCCGUCAAAGCAACGAGGGACGCGUCCUCAUCAGAGACAUCUCCAUUGAUCAGGCCCUCCCAACGCCACACAUCUCACAGCUUGUUUAUGUCCUAAGUUGUUCAGUACCAAACUUGUUGCGCUAAUUCAGGGGUGUUUCUCUGAAUUGGGGAGGCAUUUGCACUGCUGUCAAGUGUUCCACCAGUUAAUCCAUUCUUUCAUUUCAAUUCAAAAUGAUCCUCAAGGUGGCAUGCAAUAAAAAUAAAUCAAAUGCAAUUACCCUUGGGCUCCUUCUACCCUCUUCGGCAUGGCUCUUAAGUAGUAAACACAUCCUUCCCAAGUGCCCCAGAUCUUAUUAAGUCGCAUCAACCUUUAUCCUAUUGCAGUCCCCUGAGUGUUGGAAGUUUAUUUAUCAAAUGUAAUUUUUGUGCCACUUGACUUAAAAAUAAUAAUAAGUAGAAGAAAGUCCAAGGCAGUUGGAUGGUCCUUUGUUUGGCUGCACACUCCUUAUUCCCUGGAAGAUGACUGUGACCAGUCUUUACAUUGUCCAGGGGCAGUGAGAGCGUGGCCAGGUGGAGCACCUGUGCUCCAGGUGAGCUGCUGACCAAUGGCUUUUGGUGCUUCAGGGAAAUAAAAUUCAGAGGUGGUCCAAACAAAAGCUUCCAUAGUUGUUAACUAUUUUAUUUAUAAUGUCAGUAUCAAUUCAAACCAUAAAGCAUACACACACAUGAUUUACUCUCCACCCUCUCCUUCCCCUAGCUGCUGCCCUCCAAAUGUUUUAGACUACAACUCCCAUCAUCCCUGACCAAGCUGACUGGGAACAUCUGGAAGACACCAGGCUGCCUGCCCUACAGUGAUGCUUUCCUCACAACUUAGGCACUUUUUUCUUUUUUCUUUACAUUGCACAGCUUUGCCUUCCCACCAUGAUUUCAUGGAGCUUGUAUCCCAAGGGUUGUUUAAAAUAAUCCUUCAUGACCACACUUCUGCUUUUGCAGAGAUUUCCCUCAUGCAGGUCAAACAGAGAUGUCCACAGUCCCAGUUUGUACUUGUUGUGAGCUGUUAGGACAGCCCACUCAGCACUGGCAUAAUGCAGUGCCUGGGCAAGGGGGGAAAGUGACUGGGCAUAUGCAGAGUGGUUAUGAAAUCUGGCUUCUUUGUGGAUCCACUUUUCUUUUCCCAGCAUAGGAACUUAAUCUAAAUUGAUGCUCAGAUGCAGUAAGCCUUGGUGCCUUCUAAAACCAAGCUGGAUUACAAGUCUUUUGAACCUAUUUAUCAUUUUUUAAUUGGUCCACCCAGUUAUAAUAUUAAAAUUACACUUGCAUCAUCUCUGUUGUCAUCAGAAUACAACUGCUCCUCACUGCGAUAUCCUAAAAUCCAUCUUUUCUUUCAUCUGGUACUACAGCACUACUCAAGCAUGUGACAUCAGCAUCUCAUUUCUACCCUUUUUGUACAGCAGCUCCUUUGCUGACUCUCAUGCAUACUAAAAAGUAUCUAAGAUAGAUUCCUUAUGCCAAAGAGUUCACAUCACAAAUAUGCCUCUUACUGUGGCUCAGCCCUGCCAACCUGAUUUCUCUCUUCCCACCACCCUUUGCAUUCAGCUAUUUUUUAUCUUCCUCUCUCCCAUUUUAUCCUCACAACAACCCUGUGAGUUUGGUACAGCAGAGAAAGAGGAGAGAGAGAGAGACUGGUGUAAGGUUGCCUAGCUGAGUGGGGAUUUGAACCUUGCUGUCCCUGGUCUUAAUUCAAAACUCUUAAUAACCAUUAUUACACUGUGUUGGUUUCCAGCACACAACCUGAACAAGAUGCUUGCUGAUGAAUAGUGUAAAUGAGCUCUCCUGUGGCAUAUAUUGCCAUGAUUUCAAGAUAUGAUCAUCUUCCUAAUACCGUACCUAUCCAUACAGGUUUGAGAUUUCACAAGACUGUUCUGCACUGCAUUUUAUUUUAUUUCAUUUCAUAUGGAGGUGAACUUGCUUAGAAAGUGAAAUUUAAGGAAAUACCUAAUGAAACGACAUCAUAGAAAAUUGGUAAUUGCUUCAUUUUGAAUUUUAUUCUAUCUACCCAGAGCUUGAGGAUCAAGUGCACACAAUUGUGGAAAGACAAGACAUACAGGGAGAACUUUUGAAUGGUGGAACCAAGCAAAGUUGAAGAAGCGACUGGUGUCGUGGGGUGGCCACGCAGUUGCCUUGGCAGGGCUGCCACAUUGAUGGUGGUGGCUCUGCUGGUGCAAUUGCACUGCCCUGACCCUCACCACUGUCCUGCUCCAUUCCAAGCCCCAUCCCCGUAAACAACAGCAAUGGCCGUGUUUGGAAGGAUAGGUCUGUUGUACCACAUGCCCCACUUCUAAAUAGAUGAUCAGUAGUGUCAGGGGUUCAGGGAGAGAGGCACAGGGUAGGCAGGAGAUGGAGAGCGAUGGGGAUGAAUCCCAAGCCAGCGAGGAAGAGGAUGACAAUGACUCAAGAGAUUCCAUGAGUCUUUCCAGCGAAUCAGAGGAUUCCCAGACGGGGCGCCGGUGGUCAAGGCCAGGGAGCCCCAGGGGGACGUGUCAGGAGCAGGGGGCCAGCGGAGGAUCCCAAAGUGGCAGCUGGGCGUCAGGACCAGCCUCCCCACCAGAGUGCAGCGAAGGGGUGGAGUUUCCAGUGUAUCAGGGAAGCAGCUCCGGCAGCAGAGAAGGGAGGGAGGUCAGAGCAAGCCACCCUCCCGGAAGGGGAGGAGCAGUGAAGGGAGUAGUGUAACUGUCAAAAGGAAAGUUAGAGGUUUGGCGCGCGCGCAAGUUCAAAUGUAGAGCGCGCGGAAGUACAGGGAGCCCGGAGGAGGGGCCAGGUCCCAAAGCCCGCAGGAGGGGGAAGAGCAGUCUGAUUCCGCGUCAGAGGAAUCCAGGAGGGCGAAACCCCAGCGGGCAGAAGGACCCUGCGGAAAAGGAAAGAGAGAAAGAGGUGGAGCAGCGCAAGCCUCUUAAAUUGGUGCAGGGAGGGACGGAUUCAGAGGGGACUUCAGCGGUCUAAGCGUAGCAGACGUAGGGCUGCGCGCCUAAGAUGUCAAGCAAACAAUGAACUGCAAUAAACUCUUUUGUAUAUAAGAAGACAUAGGCGUUGGUCUUUUGUGAGCUGAGACUUGAGGCAGCCCUGACAAGUAGUAUUAUUUGUUUCAGAAUCUGUGGCUCCGCAAACAAUUUCUAGAUAUCAAGGACAUGUGAAACUGAGAGCUACAUAUUCUUUCCAUGCACUUUUGGCAAAGCCAACACAAGUGUCAUUCUGCACAAAACAUGGAAUCUGUGCUUUAUUCCUAUUCCUAGAAAAUAAUAAUACUUAAUAAAAAUAAGAACAAUACUUGGCCUUUUUAUUUAGUAUUAUAGGCUAUUAAUAGGUUUUCUUUUCAUGGUGGGUAGUAUCCGACUAAAUAUUUGUGCUAGUGCAUUUGCAAUGUCAGGAUUGGGUUCGUUUAUUAUUUUGUUAAGAAUUACGCUUGGUGCUGUAAUGAAACGGACUCUGGGCCACCAAAAAUUGUGUCAUAAUAAAUAUGGUUAGUCUUUACGGUGCCACCCCUUUGUUGUUGUUGCUGCCAUAGACCAACACAGCUACCCCUCUAGACGCUACACCAUGACCUAACCACUUCCUCUCUAUCUAUUCCUCACUUAGCUCUUCACUGAAGGCAUCACCAACAAGCUCAUGGCUUGCUUCACAGCUGAGAACAUGGGGGAUGCAGUCCUGGUGAGGGUCUAUGGCAGGAAGACAGAGCUUAUUGUGGACCGUGCUAAUGAGCUGAGGAAUUUCCAAGUGCUUCAAGACCACAGCUGUGCCCCUAGUCUCUAUUGCACCUUCGAAAAUGGCUAUUGCUACGAGUUCAUGCCAGGGAAGGCCUUGGGACCAGAACAUAUACGACAGCCAAAUAUAUUCAGGUGUGUGUGUGGAAUGGGAGGUGGGGGGUUGUGUAUUUCCUACUCUAAACAGAGGCCUAUUGCUUCUCUGUCAGAAGGAGUUCCUACACUUGGUGGACAUACGAAGAGUUUUGUGGGUGCUUGGCUCCUCCCAAGUUGUUCUGCUGCUGUAAUGAGUCAUGGUUUGGUUUAACAUAUUACCCAAACCCAGUCUUGUGGCUUAUCUUUCCAACCAUGAGCUGCAACCAGGGUUUAUUCUAAGGUUUACAGCUUGUAGUUCAUCUAGGAGAACUAAACUACAAGCCUGGGUCACUGACCAGACUAGCUGUGGCCAAAGGUAGGUCUUUCUAUUGAAGGAACACAAGAUCUGGCAGUAGCCUUGACCAGAGAGAAAUCUGUGACACAUCAUGAGUUUUGUGUCCUUUGGCUGACCUCACAGACAGAGGAGAGGACCGGGGGGAAAUAAUAAUUCUAUGAUGUAGUAGCAUCCUGUUUUUUCUCACAUAGCUGUCACAGUGUGGAUAUGCUGAACAUCAAUGAAUGGUGAAAGGGAACUUACAUAUUCUUGCUGAGUUUCCUGGAAGUAUAGUAAGCCAGAGCCAGCAGAGCAAGAAACUUCCCCUGCUUGACACAUUCAGCAAAGUCUUGUAUCCAGAAGGUGAUUGGACUUUUGUAGAUUUAGAAUCAACAGAAAUCUAGGGAAUUGCACAUUUUGGGAACCAAGAAUUAUUCUCCCACUUUGCCUCCAUUUAAUAAGAAAUGCAACUCCACUGGCAGGCAAAGAAGACUGAAGGCAUGAGGGAAAUUACUGUCAGUUUGAGCCAUGUUAAUGGCAAUUUCACAUGGUUUAUAGACCACAAGAGGUAUGACUUUUCACUGUACAGAUCCCCUAUAGGUAGGUAAGUGGUGUAAUGUCUAAUAGUAUCAUGGAUUAUCCAGUUUGACAGCAAACCAAUGGCGCAGAGCCUCAGUUGCCCACAAUCUAGGCUUAGAGGUAGCAACAUGUUUGAAAUCAGAAUAAGCAGUCAGUAGAAUUCCUGUGAUAGCUUAACCAGAGGAGAACUGUUAAUAUGUGAAAGGCACCCUUUGUUCAUUAUUCCCUAGGAAUGGAACUACAAAUCUUACCCUAAACUUGAGCGAUGUUCUUCUUUCGCAAAAAAGAAAAAGUGAAAAGUGAAAUCUUUGUUGUUGUGGCCCUUUGCUACAGUGGGUUGGAUCCAGGCUUAUUCAUGCUUAGAGCAGACCCGUGGAAAUCAAUAGGAGUUGAUAGUCACAACUAACUGAAGACGCAUUGAUUUCAAUAGGCCUACUCUCAGCCAGUGACGUAGCUAGCUGCUCAGGUGCCCGGUGCUACGUGUGCAUCCUGCAGCCGGGGGCAGAGUGAGCCAUCCAUGGGGGCGGGGUGAGCCAAGGCAGGGCACGCUGCAUAGAGCCUCUCCGCAGCCUCCCUCUCAGCUGUAGGGCAGCUGAGACGGUGGGCAGACGCAAGCCCCCGCUGCUCAAAAAAGCAACGUGGAGCUUGCAGGCAAUCUGCCCACUGCCUCCCCCUAAGGAGAGACGCGUGGCUCAGGCAUGCUGCAGGCCCCACGGUGUGGCGCCCAGUGCCCCCCACCUCACCUAACUACCAGUGGCAUAAGAAGGGGGGUACAGUGGGUGCGGGAGUUGUUUUUUUAAAAAAAGUGUCAUGAGCCCAAUUUUUAAAAAUUUAUUUUAAAAACACGUUGUUGUUGUUUAGUCAUUUAAUCGUGUCCAACUCUUCGUGACCCUAUGGACCAGGCAUGCCAGGCACAUAUUUUGGCCAUUUUGUCACCCCCUCAGUGAUGACACAUGGGGCAGACCGCACCCCCCAUAUCCCCCUUCCUACGCCACUUCUCUCAGCAUGACUAGGUCUGGAUCCAACUCAGUGUUCUGUUUCUGAGAAGUCACUAGACUAGCCUUCGCCAAUUUGAUGCCUUCCAAAUGUUUUGGACCACAGCUCCCAUCAGCCUCAGACAGUGGUCAGGGAUGAUGACAUAUGUUGUCCAGCAACAUCUGGAGGGCACAAGGUUUAGUAAGGCUGUGGUAGACUAUGUUCUACCAUCUUAUAUAUAUUAAAGGUGGGUUAAGGGGAGUAAAUGAUGUUUGAAGCUGCUCCAAUUUACAGAGGAUUCGGUAGAAACAUUUUCGAUUUCUAGCAGGGAAAACCAUGGAGCACUUUUAAAGUUAAGAUACCAAAUUACGUGAAGUUGAAUUCACAUGCCAGACUGGAUUUUAAGUGGGUAUUUGGCUGCACGUUUUUAUCCAGGUUUUGCUGUUUUCUAGAGGCUGCCAUAGCUUCCAUUAAAAGCAGUGUGUGGCUACUGAACAACUCUACUUUUGUGAUUUAUUUUAGGCUAGUAGCCCAUGAAAUGGCUAAAAUGCACAGGAUUCACACCAAUGGAAGCCUCCCCAAGCCUUGCCUAUGGCAUAGACUGCACAAGUACUUUAACAUUGUGAAAACAGAGUUUCCAAGAAAGGCAUCUAAUUCUGGGUAAGGAAAUCAAGAGUUAAUCUCUAAUAAAGGUAUUCAUUAUCCGGUAGCUUUGGCCUGCUAUGUUGUAGUUAUUUCAAGCAUACGACACAAGAACUGUAAUAGAAAGAAGUCACUGGAACUAAUUUUAAGAACACAAACACAGAGCAGAGUGGCAAAGUCAUAAAUGGAUCCUAGACUUUGCCACUAAAACUUCACAGCCAAAAGGAUGCAACUAAUGGUUCUUGUAGCUAUAAACUAUAAAGGGGGUGACAAUUCUGCCUGGUUUCAAAAACUCAGCCUAUUCAACACCCACUGUCAGGAACAGGUCAGCAAUAACGCACAAGGUGUCAGUAGAAUUAACUCUUUAUCCCAAAGCUCUUUAAGUCGUUUCCUCCCCCUGGUCCUUCCUAAGCAAUCUGAGACUCUGACACCUUGUCUGACUCUCCUAUGCCCUCUUCAUACCUCUGCAGGCUCUGGGAGACUUAUGGGGAGGAGAGCUGGUCACAGCAGCAGGAGGAGACCCUCCCGCUUCUUCAGAAGCCUAUUCAUCAUUUGGUUUGAGUCUAAGUAGCUAAACCACAGGUUUUCCAAAUUUUGCGGGUGUCAUGGACUGGCUGGAUGCAGAGGAGUGGUGGGAGGCACCAGCUGGGGAACCCCCAUGGGGAACCCCGGAACCCCUAGGGAAAGAAGGCUCAGAGCCAGGGGAUUGGUGGUAGUAUGACAAUGAAAGGGAGAAGAGAGGAGGUGUUGGAAGCUGAAAAGGUAACAGGGUUUAGUGAGCAGGAAGAAAGCAGAAUCAGAGUAUUUCAGGCAUGCAAACUUGUCCACCCUUGUGUCACAGUGUGAAGUCACUGUAGGCUUGCAUUGAAUUCUAUGGAUUGUCCUGUUUGCAGUAACAUGUACCAUGAUGAAACCAAGGUGAAUCAAGAGCCCUAAAUAGCUGCUUUCAGGCUGCACGAGCUUAUAAUCAAUCUCUUGAGUGUGCAAGUAAAUUAAAGAGUGAAGUAGAAUAAAGGCAGUUGAGCUCAUAAAAUAAUUUUCUGUUUCUACAAGGAGAACCUCCUUGGAUUUCAUGCAGAAGCUGCAAAGAGUCCCUUCGGAGAUGAUCUGAUCCUUCAGAGAGAUUUUAUGUUAGUAAUAUCAGUUUAAAGUUUCAGGACCGUAUAACAAUGUUUGUCCAAGUAAGGAAGCUCUACACUAGUAAUACAGUCUCAUUUUGGUCAUUUGGGGGUUUGAUGUUUUACUGCUGGUGAUCACUGGCCCUAAUACAGGAUUCAAUUCUAGUAGAUCUAUUCAUCAUGCUGGCUGGGGCCAAUGGGAGUGAAGUCCAGCAACAUCUAGGGGACCACAAGUUCUUCGUCUCUGUCCUAGGAAAAUCUUUCUCCAGAAUAAGAAAACCCUGUUUUACCAGUUUUAGAAAACACAUCCCUUGCACUAAGAAAGGUUUAGCAUCUGCAAGUGGCUUCCUUUUCUUUUCCUUCCUAAGUCUCCAUCAGGAAGUGCACAUUCCCAGCCUAGAGGUGUUAGAAGAAGAGAUUCGGUGGAUGAAAGAACAUCUCUCCCAGCUUCGAUCUCCAAUAGUCUUUUGCCACAAUGACCUUUUGAGCAAGAACAUUAUCUACAACAAGGCAGAAGGUUUGUUGCCUAAUCAGCAGGUUACCGAGUUGGGGGGGUGGGGUCACAACUAUUUUAAACUCUGAAAUUAAAAACACUUAAGACAAGCUGCAGUCACAGGAAUUGAGUGGGUCCUGAAAACAUAUUUUUUGGAGUAAUAAAUACUUAAUGCUUUGCAAAGCACUCAGGACCUAAUAACGAGAAAAAAUAUCAAAAUGCAAAUACCAGAGAAGCUCUCCUGUUUCUUUGAAGAGACACUGGGUCUAACAGUGUUAAUCCUACUCACACUGGACCUGUUGAAAAUAAUGGACACGACUGCCUUAAGUCCAUUAAUUCCAGUGGUUCUACUCUGAGUAGAACUUCGUGGGAUACAACCCACUCUGCCCAAGAAUCCCAACUAUUUCUCUCAUUGCUUUUUCAGGUCACGUCCGGUUCAUAGAUUAUGAAUACACUGGUUACAACUAUCAAGCAUAUGACAUUGGGAAUCAUUUUAACGAAUUUGCAGGUGAGUUAAACUCACCUUUGGUGCUGUCUCUGCCCCCCCUUUCCCUCCCUUCUUCCAUCUCGCUUUCUCUUCUCAUUCUUAUUCUUCAUGGAAGCAGAAAAUAGCCAUUCAAUUCCUUUUUACCUGUCUUCAGAGGCAUAAGCUGAAGCUUUUUAAAAACUGAUUUGCAAAUAAUCGUAUUAUUACACACAUUAUCAAGCACUAGUAAUUAAGUUUAUGCAUGAAAAGGAAUUGCCUACCUGCCUACCUGUGAUCCAAUAAAUUUCCCUCCAGAAAACAAGAGAAACAUCUUACCAUUCCAUAGGUCUGAAAGGUCUACGCCAUCGAGAUGUUCAUUCCUUUCCCACACAAUCUGUUUUCUUACUAAUUUCAUAGUAACACGAACUACCUCUGCUCCUUUAAGGCCUAAUGCUUUUGUCUAAUAUAUUAAAUUACUGGGACCCACUUAUUUAAACUCCUUUCAUAAUCUUACAGAAGGGCUGUCAAAGAAAUAAAGCAAAUCUACACCUUUAUUGUUCCCAGGACAGUAUAGGGAAGAAUUCAGCGUAGCGCUAAGCACAUCACUCUGUCAGCGCAAGCAUAUCUGCUUGCCUGAUGCAAAGAUCUGCCUUCUCCUUCCCCUGUGUGCAAUUCUGGAGUUCCCCCAACACACCCUGAGACCAUUUGGGGGAGCCUGAUGGGAGGAGGCAGAGAGAAAUCCCCGCUGUGCUAUCAAAAGUCCUUGUAUGGGUUUUCACCGGUAGGGCUUGCUAACUGAAUCCUGCAGGUUAUUUGGGUAGGCUGACCACUCCCUAUACUUUGACACAAAGUGGGUAAAACAUAGGAUACUUCAGAUUCUAAUGUUAUUCCACUUCAGUUCUUUCUCAGUUGUUGCACAGCUGUUGCCGCUUAAUACUUUGGUUCUUAAACAAGGUGGUACUUCCUGUCAGUUACACACCCCUUUGACAACCCUACUCCUGAGGUACUCCAGGUAACAGACCCAGGAAUCACCACACCCCUCUUAACUGGUUUGGGAGUCUUCUCAAUGUAGAAGAAUCUCUCCCCUCCUGACUGGAAUGAGUCCUAAGUAGAUUGUAUUUUCACAGCUUCUACUUCUCCUGGCUCAGCCUCCCAGUUAAUUCCUGGCCUUUCACUCUUACAGGACACCACACACUGUCCUUCACACUAAGUUCAGAAACUCCUUUCUCUAGCUUGUGAUAUAUUCCUCAGAGUGGAUGUUUCUACCUAGAACCAACUCUCUCUCCUCUCACUCCCUAUCUCCCAACCUAUUCUCCCAACUCUGGUCCAUGGGGUCAUGAAGAGUCGGACACGACUAAACAACAACAACAUUCUCCCAACCUAUAAACUGUCUCUCAAAAUCCUCUCCUUUUCAACCCUCUCUCCUGGAACCCCGGCCAAUCAGAGGCUGCCAUUUGUUAACCAUUUGCUGGCAGGGAAAAAGAAAAAGAAACAAAAACCUGCCCAGCAAAAACAAACACAUCACAGCUGCCUCCACCAUCUUUCUUUCUGGAAGUCCAGUCUUGAAUAGUACUGAUGCUCUCUUAUAUUAUGUGGAUGCUUUUUGUGCUAGAAAGUUAUGCAUCCUCUGUUUUAAAAAUGGCAAACCUCUGGCAAACAAGGCUAGCCGUACUAACGUAUGGCAAAAUUAGUACUUUUGGAUUGUUAAAAGAUUAUUUCCACCCCACCCCCACCCCGUAAUUCUGAUUCAAAGGAUGGAUUAGAAGCAAGCUCCUUUGGAAGGACCUGCAUGUAAUUAUCCAGGUCUCUAUAUUAAUUCUCUGCUAACUGAGCUUUUAUGUAAGACAGGAAAUCAUUGUGUGGCUAAUUACAUCUGCUCUCAUCUCAGCUUGCAUUCUGUUUCCACGCGGAUCAUAAAAGUCAAGCAGGGUCAAACUGGAAGAGUUUCAGAAGGGGACAGCAAGAAUCAGAGACAAUAAUAAUAUGCGGCUGUUAUUUUGAAGUUGUUGUUUUUAACUGCUAUUUAAAAUUGUGGAAUUGGAAGCUUGUAUUUUGUUGAUGUGCUGUAGCCCACUGUGCAGAGGGUAUUGGCUGUCUACAAAUACAGUAAAUCAGUGUUUCCCAAACUUUCUCCCACCAUGAACCAGGGGAAAAUUGCUGAGGGUCUUGGUGGCCCAAUUAAUUAUUUUUCUGCCUGUUAUAGCAAUUGUAAUGAGCUAUGCUAAACACACUGUGACUUUACAAUUGUAUGUUUAUUGCUUCUUUUAUUUCUUAUACAGUCGUACCUUGGUUUUUGACCAGCUUAGUUCUUGAAUGUUUUGGCUCCGGAACACCACCAACCCAGAAGUGACUGUUCCGGUUUGCAAACUAUUUUUGGAAGCUGAACAUCCAACAGGGCUUACUCGGCUUCCGAUUGGCUGCAGGAGCUUCCUGCAGCCAAUCAGAAGUCGCGCUUUGGUUUUCGAACGUUUUGGAAGUCGAACGGACUUCUGGAACCAAUUCCAUUCGACUUCCAAGGUACGACUGUAUUUUUUAUUGUACUACAAUUUGAAUUCAAUGGGGGGGAUAUAAAUAAUAAGGCAGUGGUUGUGCUAUUUCCUGUUUUCAACCACAAAGACAGGAGAGCCAGUGCAGCUUAGUGGUUAGAGUGUCAGACUAGGACCUGGGAGACUAGGGUUCAAAUUCCACUCUCAGCCAUGAAGCUCACUGAGUGAUCUAGGGCCAGUCAUUGCCUCUCAGCCUAACCUAACUCACAGGAUUGUUGUGGGGAUAAAAUGAGGAAGAGAACCAUGUGUACCACCUUGAGCUCAUUAGACAAAAAGGUGAGGUACAAAAAUUAAUUUGAUAGGCAUGAUGAGCACCAUUGAUGGCAUUUCUACAAAACAAAACAGAUGUGAGCCAGAUUGAAAUACUCACUUAAUACUCAACCACUGUUUAUACCAAGCAUAGGGGAGAAAACAACAACAACAACAAUAAUAAUGUUAUUAUUUCUACCCUGCCCAUCUGGCUGGGUUUCCCCAGCCACUCUGGGUGGCUUCCAACAAAAGAUUAAAAAUACAUUAAAACAUCAGUCAGUAAAAACUUUCCUAAACAAGGCUGCCUUCAGAUGUCUUCUAAAUGUUAUAUAGUUGUUUAUUUCUUUGACAUCUGAUGGAAGGGUGUUCCACAGGGCAGGCACCACUGCCAAGAAAGCCCUUUGCCUGGUUCCCUGUAACUUUGCUUCUCGCAGGGAGGGAACCGCCAGAAGGCCCACGGCACUGGACCUCAGUGUCCAGGCUGAACAAUGGGGGUGAAGACGCUCCUUCAGGUAUAUUGGGCAGAGGCCAUUUGGAGCUUUAAAGGUCAGCACCAACACCAAAAGCUUGAGGGAAAUGAGAGCACAAGGACCAACCACUUCUGCCAAGACAUAACACAGCUAUAGGGAGAGUUAGUAUUUCCUUCUCCAAACAUGUUUGUUUCUUCCAUUUUAACCUUAAUACCUGCAGCUUUUAAAAAAGCAGUUCAGCUUGGAACUAUGUAAGCCAGUUCAACUGCCAGGUGACCCAGCGGUGCAAACAACUCUUAGCAUCCCUCAAAAGUGUCCCAGUGACCUCACUGUGCUUGCCACCAUUGUUCUUGAGGCUUAGCUUUUAGGCAUCCUGAACCCACUGAGCUGUCCAUACUGUCCCAUGUCAUGUUCUGUCAAUUGCCUUCUCCUGCUCCAGGACUGAACGAGGUGGACUACAGCCUGUACCCCUCCAAAGAGAUCCAACUGCAGUGGUUGAGGCACUACCUGCAGGCCUACAAAAAACUAGGCCAGGAGGACCUGGGGGGAGGAAGCAAAAGCAGAGGAGAGAGUGGAGCUGUGUCUGAAGAAGAGCUGGAGAGCCUCUAUGUGCAAGUGAACCAGUUUGCUUUAGUGAGUAUGUGCAUCACGAAGAAAGUGCAAGGAAAGAGGGAGAGAAUAUUGCAGACACUGGACACUGAUAACACACAGUUCACAUAACUCUGAGGGCCACUUUUACAUUUUGUCAACUCAAGAGAGCUGCAUCACUCCCUGUUAAUGGUUCACCUCUCCCUUUUCACAAUUUUUUCUCUGCAGUCUUUUUCAUCUUCUUGUACCACCAAAGGUCUGUUUCCUCCACAAUGAAUUCUUCCAUUUAAACGCCUGCUGAUUUUUUCCCCAUCAGGCUUAAUGCAGGCAAUUAAGACUACAUCUUUCCACAAUGGUUAACUGCUGUCUCUCUGAAACUUUUUGUGUGGUUUUAAUUGUAUGGUUUUAUGUGCUGUUGUUGCAAAAUUGCUCUGAUAUUUUUAAUGACAAGUGGAAUUCUUUGAAAAACUGUUGAAAAAAUCGCUCUAGUGUUUGCAGAAGAUGAUUGUGCUGGGGAUGUCACAGGAACAAGUCAAUAUGUGCAUUUUGCAGCUGGAUUUUUCCUGGUUCAAACGAAGCCAUACAUUACACUUGCAGAGUCUUAGAAUCAUUGAAUUGUAGAGUUGGAAGGAAUAUGCAGCUGUCCCAUAUGGGGAUCAAACCUGCAACCUUUGCGUUAUCAGUACCACACUCUAACCAACUGAGCUAUCCAUGCUGGGUCAGUUUUCGUAGCUUGGCCCAAGACAGAAGCACAUGUACUUCUACUGAAUGCAGUGAGUGGAUUUUCGCAUCACCUUCACAGCUUUUAAAUUUGUAUGCUUGUCUUCACUCACACUUUCACUCACUCUCACUUAGGCAAUCCCAAAUAUGUGUCCUUGAUAAUUCUCUUUUUUCACAGGCCUCCCAUUUCCUGUGGGCUUGCUGGGGCCUGAUUCAAGCCCAGUUCUCUACCAUAGACUUUAAUUUUGCCAGGUGAGUGUGAUUUAUUUGCAUUGGUAAAGGAAAUUUAAGGGAGAUAAGAGGGAUGCUUGUGGGUGUCAUUUCUCCCUGGGGCAAGGAUGAUUCUGAAGCAAUAUACUAUUUUAAAAUUGGUGGUUUUGUGCCACGGGAGUUGCCAGUGACGAUCUGUCCUCCAUUUUGAUUUGAUAUUGGCAUAAGCUGUUGAGUGACCCAAGGUCACUAUGUGAUCUUCGUGGCUGAGUGGGGUCGAAUUGCAUCUCCCCCACUCCCAGUCUGGCACAUUCCCUAUAGCACAGUCACUGUAACGUACAAAGCACCUAAAAUAACCAUACUGUGAGCACUGGGUGAGAUAGAUCCAUAUAUUAGGGUGUGAAUAGAGAUGUAAGGGGGAUUCUUAUCAGUGUGAAUGGCGGGGGGAGGACCAAGUGGUGUGUGUGUGUGAGUGAGUGAGAGAGAGAAAAUGUAAAGGCAUGGUGCUAUGAGCACCCGCAAAUAACAGUCAUAAGGCACUGAUAAACUAGAGUGGAUUCAUAUAACUAGAACUUCUUUAACAAGUCUCUGUCUCUUUCCCUUCUCUGCAGGUAUGCAGACAUAAGAUUUAAACAGUACUUUAAAGCAAAACCUGCAGUGACAUCCUUCAAAAUGUCCAAGUGAGGUUAAGGCCCCAAAGUGUCUUCUGGUCCUCAAGAUCCCAUACUUAUUUUCUCUGGGUGUAGAGCACCUGCCCCCCCACCCGUCCUCCUCCUCCUCCUGCAGUUGCUUCAAUGCUGAGCGGUCAGACAUCAUGAAACGGGGGAUGGAAAAGGAAAGCACACCUUUUUUGAAGCCAAAAAUUAAACCAAGCCCCUGGAACAUGGCUGUGCCAUCCAUGGAUUAUCUGCCACGUGUUGCUUUCAGAAGGUGA
Messenger RNA from Podarcis lilfordi (Lilford's wall lizard), 20030 nucleotides. The record is from the annotation of a GenBank genome assembly. NCBI's taxonomy places the organism in Eukaryota, Metazoa, Chordata, Lepidosauria, Squamata, Lacertidae.